AUGGUCGAGCGUCAUAAACACUACUGCCUGAAGAUGGAGCAUGUCAAGAAGCAGAGGCUGGAGAAGAAAUUAAGAGACCAGAGUUUGACGGUGGCUGGUGGACGGAGCUCGGAUUCGGUCUCGUCGAGUGGCACGAUCGACGUGGACACGCUCACAUUCAGGCCUAAA
Molecule: messenger RNA, 168 nt
Organism: Anisakis simplex (herring worm)
Lineage: Eukaryota; Metazoa; Nematoda; Chromadorea; Rhabditida; Anisakidae
Source: the annotation of a GenBank genome assembly